Cutaneotrichosporon cavernicola is the source of this 582-nucleotide messenger RNA. RefSeq lists its product as uncharacterized. Gene Ontology annotation, molecular function: inositol diphosphate tetrakisphosphate diphosphatase activity; phosphatase activity. Bases 1 to 582 code for a protein of 193 amino acids. The transcript is spliced from 4 exons. The record is from RefSeq and is a predicted model, not a curated record. Lineage: Eukaryota; Fungi; Basidiomycota; Tremellomycetes; Trichosporonales; Trichosporonaceae. Gene Ontology annotation, cellular component: cytoplasm.
AUGACGACUCUCCAGCCGGCCCUGCAGCCUAGCAGCGUCAAGGCGCUGUCUCCGCCACCUGUUCUUGUGCCGCCGAUCAACUUUGCGCUUGUAGCGCCAGGAGUGUACCGCUCUGGGCACCCAAACCGGCGCAAUUUUAGCUUUCUCGCAAGGCUGGGGCUCAAGGCCGUGGUGUACGUCGAGAAUGCGGACGAGUACCGCCGCGACGGUGCCGACUUUGUUCAACAACACGGCCUAGCACUGUACCGCUUCGACUUGAGCGAUGAAGAGGCUUUGUUCUCGCCAUCCGGUCGCAAGAAGCUGUUCGAGGCACUGAGUGUCCUGCUCGACACGCGCAACCACCCGUUGCUCGUCCACGACGACACGGGCAAAGCGGCGGUGACGCUCGUGUGCGCACUGAUGCGCUGUUUCCAGCGAUGGGCGCUGGCGGCUGUGUACGCGGAGGGUGACAUGUUUGCUGGGGCUGGCGGGAGUGAGGGUGGCGGUGUGGGAAAUGCAGGGCGCGAAUUCAUCGCCAUGUUUGAUCCUGCAAGAGUCGAGCUUGACCCCGCGCACACCCCGUCUUGGAUCGUGGUGGGGUGA